This is a messenger RNA of Ambispora gerdemannii, 222 nucleotides long. The record is from the annotation of a GenBank genome assembly. Lineage: Eukaryota; Fungi; Glomeromycota; Glomeromycetes; Archaeosporales; Ambisporaceae.
AGACUUCAAUAUUUACCAAGCAACCAUUCCUGAUCGAAUGCAUAUGCUAGAUCUCGGUUUGUUUAAAUAUAUGUUGGAUUAUACCAAAGAACUUUUAAAUGAACAAUGUGGAAGUUGGACUGUUCAAACUCUUGAGCAACGAUUGACAGAAAUUUCUAGAUUUCAAGGGCUUAAAAUAAUAAAAAACGUGUUCGAUAUGACGCGUAUGACUACUAAUGAUCU